CACAUUCACAUGCUGCGUUUUCUUAAUUUGGCACUCCCUUGGCGGGGGAAAAAAAGAAGACACUAUGGACACCUUUUUUCCACAACGGUCACGUUGGGAACAUUUCGAAAUAUGGAACAAGAAAUAACCGAUGCUGUGUUUCCAAUAAUGACCACACUUGUUUCCAAAGACGUGGCAUUCCAAAAAACAGAACUCUUUAUCAAGAGGCUAAGUCUUGCAUUGCAGAAGAAAUUUGAGGGUCACUGGUACCCCGAAAAUCCCAGCAAGGGGGAAGCGUACAGGUGUAUACGAGUGAACCGGCACAACAGGAAUGACCCAGAACUCCUCCGGGCCUGCCACGAGAGCGGGCUGCGGUUCUGUGACCUGCGGCUGCCCCUUGACUUCACGCUGUGGAUAAACCCCGAUGUCCGAGUUGCUCAUCAGUACUACAAUCCCAUACAUUGCCAGCCUAUGGUCAGCUGUUUCCUCACCUUUAUAACGUGUUAUUUCUUGAGGAUUGGUGAGGAAAAUCCUCCGUUCUCAGUGGCUACCGUGGCUGCCAUGUAUGAGGAAUACUUAGGCGCACACCCGCCCAACACUUCGGACGACGAGAUGUCCGACUGCGACUCGUUUUCCUCCUCAGAUGGCGAGGACGCACUCUCUUGUUUUUCCAUGAGCAACUGCACACAGAACAAUCCCACCCGAAAGUAUGUAAACAUCAUGUCACUUUGGAGUUCUUUCUGAGGUAUGGAUGCAAUCGGUGAGGGUCCCCUGGCAGGUCUAUUAAUAGCAUUGUGGAGGUCUGCGUGUGCAGGAACGGUUGAUGUCAUCGCAAUGGCCUGCACACUUGAAAUGCGGAUUAGGGAAAAUUUAAACAUCCGCCCGCUCAGACGGGCCUGGAACAUGUGAACGAAAAAGACAACUUUAAAGUGAGUGGGAUUCCGGUUUCCUUUAUUCAAGGAAGAAAACCACAGACAUGGUUACUGAUGAUUUGAUUGGUGUCAUUGAUUUUCAUUUUGAUUCAAGUAAAAAUAAUCAUGCUAAUAGUACUUUUGUAUUUCUGUAAAGGCAGUUGGAAAAAACCUUAUGCUCACAUUCCAGAACCAGCAGAGGACGUUGUUUCCCUCCCGAAAAUUUAGACUUGUAAGUUUUAAAUACCUCCUGGUGAGAGGUGUGAGGGUGUAAUUGUUGACAGAAAUGACUAUUUCCAAUACAUUUGUGUGUGUUUUUUUAAUUUAUUUUUUAUGUGGAGCGAAAUAUGUAUUACCAAUAUAUAGUUUUGCUUAAGGAAUCUUGGUGCUUACGAUUCUCGUGUGCGCUGACAAAGAGGCCUUCUGAGACACACUUCAACGUUGCAAUGUGACCUCUGAACUCUGUGGGUGUGGCGGCCGGAUUCCACAAAUCCAUUGGAGUUUGUCUGCACAGUUUACACACACACAAAAUCAAAUCAAAAAAAUAACCCAGGAAAAUUAUUAGUGUUCGUGAUGAAUCAAUGUCACAAUGUUUUUUUUCCUUCUUCUUCCCCUGUAUCUGACACAUUUGGACAAUAA
Phycodurus eques (leafy seadragon) is the source of this 1529-nucleotide messenger RNA. RefSeq names its product protein BTG3-like. Lineage: Eukaryota; Metazoa; Chordata; Actinopteri; Syngnathiformes; Syngnathidae. Gene Ontology annotation, biological process: negative regulation of mitotic cell cycle; negative regulation of cell population proliferation. The record is from RefSeq and is a predicted model, not a curated record. Bases 10 to 723 code for a protein of 237 amino acids. Gene Ontology annotation, cellular component: nucleus; cytoplasm. The transcript is spliced from 4 exons.